AUGGGAAUGAUGUUACAAAAUGUGGAUGGAAGGAGCAUGAUGAAGAAAUCAAAUAAUGAGGAUGUGAAGAAGCCUCAAUGGUUCUUUGAUAGUGUACCUUCUAGUGGUGGAGUAGGCUCAAUUGGUGGUGGAGGUGGAGGAUUCGGUGGCGAAGACGGUGGUAGUGGUCUAGGGGGUGGUUUUGGAGGAGGUAGUGGUGGCGGUGGUGGUUUGGGGGGUGGUUAUGGAGGCGGAGGCGGAGGCGGAGGCGGAGGCGGAAUAGGAAAAGGGAUAGUUGGUGGAGUUGGUGCAUAUGGAGGGAUUUACAAAGGAAUUGGUGGUGGCAUUGGAGGAAUUGGUGGUGGUGCCGGUGCCAUUGGUGGUGUUGGUGGUUUUAUUGGAGCCACCAAGAAACAAGUUGACGCAAAUAAUAAACCAUGA
Molecule: messenger RNA, 420 nt
Organism: Arachis stenosperma
Lineage: Eukaryota; Viridiplantae; Streptophyta; Magnoliopsida; Fabales; Fabaceae
Product: glycine-rich protein 5-like
Exons: 1
Coding region: 1-420 (139 amino acids)
Source: RefSeq, a predicted model, not a curated record